AUGAUGCGAGAGAGGCGUGGAGACAAGCCGAAGGCGGGAGACGCGGCAGCGCCAGCAGAUGCGACGCCGAGCGCGCAGAAGAGCACGGAUGCCGUCAAGGUGAGGGGCGGCAAGGAAUCGAGGCAGCUCUCUACAUCGUUCUCGGAUCUGGUGCUAGCCGUGUCGUGCUUCUACGUCACGUACGAGCUGGUCGAGAUGCAGGGCCGCAAGCGAUUUCUCAACCCCAAUUCGCAUGAAUACGCCGAGGGGCUGCUGCAGCACCUGCUGGUCAAGGGCGAGGCCAGGCUCUACGCGUCCAUCGCGUUCCUCCUCAUCGGCAUUGCCGCUUCUUUCGGCGUGCUUCGGUUCGCUCGUGUAGCGUCUGCGAUUGCGCCCCACGAAUUCUUCACCAACCUGGCCCUCUUCCUCUCCACCCCUCUGCUCGGCCUAUGUGCCUACACCUACCUCCCGCUCACCACGUUCAACUUGUCGAGGCACGACUUCCUCUUCUUCGGCUUCCUCUUCCUCCUCUUCAACUUCUUCGUCUUCUACGGCCUCAUGUCAUCGUCGAAGCAGCUCUACACCUUGGUCACUGGCGCUCUCGCCAUGCUGGCCAUCAUCUACCUCGGCAUUCUGUACAUCGUCAAGAAUCCUGCCUACACCAUCGACGGCAAGUACCUCAUCGCCGGCAGCGUCCUCUACAUCCUCUCGGGAACAGUCAUCGGCUCGACAGGACACUACUUCGGUCUCAUCCCGCGUGUGGACAUCUUCCACUACGCCCUGGCCAUCGCCAACCUUCUUAUCGCUCGCGCCUACAACGAGAUCUUCGACUGA
Molecule: messenger RNA, 813 nt
Organism: Acanthamoeba castellanii str. Neff
Lineage: Eukaryota; Discosea; Longamoebia; Acanthamoebidae
Exons: 1
Coding region: 1-813 (270 amino acids)
Source: RefSeq, a predicted model, not a curated record